This is a messenger RNA of Hylaeus volcanicus, 1708 nucleotides long. Its product is annotated as DNA repair protein RAD52 homolog. The record is from RefSeq and is a predicted model, not a curated record. The coding region runs from base 703 to 1575 and encodes 290 amino acids. Gene Ontology annotation, cellular component: nucleus. Gene Ontology annotation, biological process: double-strand break repair via homologous recombination; double-strand break repair via single-strand annealing; mitotic recombination. The transcript has 6 exons. NCBI's taxonomy places the organism in Eukaryota, Metazoa, Arthropoda, Insecta, Hymenoptera, Colletidae.
UAGCUAGAGGGUUACCAAACGAAGGUAGCGCAACAUCGAACUGAUUACAUUUCGGUGAUAUUCAUUCAUUUGUAUAAAUUUGUAACUUACAAAAACGUACGACAAUAAGAAAUGUGUGCGAACGUUGAUUUUCCCUCCGCAAAGAUGCAGCCCUAAGAGUUAUGUUCUUUUCAAUUGACGAAUCGUCAUGUAAGAAAUUUAAAUCUCGUAGUAUUUCAUUCUCAAUCUUCAAAUCAAAGAACUCUUUGGUUCAAAUGUGGAUACGAGGUAUAAUACGUUUAUCUUCAAAAACAUGUCUGAAAACAUGUCAAGUUACUACAGUAGUAUCCCUACAUAUUCCCUAGGGAAUUUGUAAUUUAGUUCGGGCUGUUCACCGCGAGAUUGCGAUACCAACUAUUGCCCCGUUAACGCGCCUAAUUUAUAUAUAAAUAUACUUCUGUAUAUUCUCACAUAUUUUUUUUUUUUUUUUUUUUUUUUUUUAAUCUGAUAGCAACAUAAAAUGAUGUAAGUAAAUAAAAUACUGAAUUCCUUUGAUUAAUUAAUAUUAAAGCAUUAGUAUUAGAAUAAAAAUAGCAUACUAAUUCCAUUACAGUAAAUUACUGCGCAUGAUUGCGAAAUGCCGCCUUUCCUGUUUCACUAGUGUUUACUUUUUUGAAACACUUGUUACACAGUUGCAAAGCUUCUUGUUUUUAACAAUUUACCAUGAAUAAUGGGACCAGUUAUCCUUCUUGUAUAAAAAUUCCAUCCACAAAUUUAAAACAUAGUGUGACAAAUGAAACGACUGACCGCAAGUUUAAUAUACAAGAAGCAGUGACAUUUAACAAUGAAUUGAUAUCUCUAGCGAAUCAAAUAUUUGGAGAAGGAAAAUGGAAUCAUACUGUAACAAAUCAAUCAAUUGAUUUUGUUGAAACUUUUAUGAGUAAAUAUACUUGUGGAUGUGUGACAUUUGUUAAGAUUCAAUUGCAAGAUGGAACAUUUCAUGAAGAUAUGGGAUAUUAUCUUGCAGAGGAAACUUCAAAAGGAUUAUCUAUACAUAUGGCUAGAAUUGGUUCUUUAACAGAUGCUUUUAAAAAAGUAUUAUCAUGCUUUGGUAAAACAAUAGAAUCUGAAAUUCAAAAUUUGAUAAAAAGGUCGUCUAAUUCAGUGAUACAAACUAUUAGAAAAGAAGAUGUGUGUUCUAUAGAUGAUUUAAAAACUGAUAAGUUUAAACCAUGUGCUCAAUCAACUCCCCUUCUAAGUCAUAAGGAUAACGAAGAAAAAGACAAUCCAGAAAAUAUACCAUGUCCCACAAGCCAGAAUGAUAACGGAAAGCGAAUAUUAUUGCAAACAACAGUGGUCCAAUCUAAGAAGCAAACAGAGAGACAAGAAAAUACUGUUGUAAGUGCUCAAACAGUACAACUUAACAAUCAGAAGGAACAAACUCAGAAGAAAGUGUUAUCCGAAGUGGAACUAUCACGAUUAGAACGGAAGCGAAAACAGAUGGAGAAGCAAGCAGAAUACAAAAGAUUAAUGAAGGAAAGGGAACUACAAAAGGCUGUUGAAAAUAAACAAUCUAUUUCUAGAUUUAAUUCAUAAGAUAAAUAUAUUUGUACAUGUGUAGAAUAGAAAUUAUGAAUAUAAGCAUGUGUUAAUAUCAAAUCAUUGUCUAAGAAGCUAAUUAUAUUAAUUUUGUACAUUUUUAUAAAAUAAAUAUUACAAAUAUACAUUU